Molecule: messenger RNA, 2083 nt
Organism: Effrenium voratum
Lineage: Eukaryota; Dinophyceae; Suessiales; Symbiodiniaceae
Source: the annotation of a GenBank genome assembly
AGACGUUUCAGAUCAGCCAUCCAAACCUGCCGACUGCCCGCCGUUUGCUGGAUCUUCACAGUCUCGAGAUGACGCUGCAGCUGCGGGUGGAGGCGAAGCUACAGAAUGCCAUGGAGCGGGUUCGCCUGCUGCUCAAAGCGGAGAAGACUCCCCAGCUCGCUGCUGAUGUGCAUCAUCAGUAUGAGGACAAGUACUUCCUGGUGGAACGAGGGACCUGCUUAGCAGCGGCGUCGCAGCUGAAUUGCCUAGCAUCGCUGGGCCUUCAGCAUUUGCAGCUCCAGACGCUGCAGCAGUGGGCGCAGACGCACUCCGUGUCCUUGCGCCUCAGGUCAAAAGAGACCUGCACCUUUUUGCGGGAGGAGAAGCGAGAAGAGGAGAACCCUCGCAAGCACGUGGAGGAGGUGAGCCGCGGGGGCGUCCUUUCAGCCAGUUGGACCAGCAAGGUGGUGACCACCAUCACUGAGUACUUCUGGAACUUCCAGGUCACCUACACCCUGGAAGCCUUCCGAGGUGUCGGCGCCGAUGAUGCCGACAGGAUCAGCCUCUGCACGCGCAGCGGCCAAGCUGAGCUGAAGACGAGCUCCAAGACCCCUCCGCCGCAUCCGGAGGUUCGAAGCCCCGCCAUCAACGAGGAGGUGAACAUCACAUGGCUGCUGCAAUCGUUGACGGCCAAUGCAGCCCCAUCAUUCAAGAUCGACCGAGCCGCCAGCAACUGUAGCACUCCAAGGCGAAACACGGACGUGGACAAGGCCUUUGCGCACUUCACCAUGUUCGCACGUUGGGCGCAGUCGGUGUCCAGCUAUUUGGGAAAGCUGCGAAAUGUGAAGCCCAGGACUGGCGACGACAACGCAGUUUCGGCUGAGAAGAUCUUUGUGCCCACCCUGCCCAUCAUGGUGUCUGGGAAUACCACAGAUGAGCCAGCCGGGGACCACGCGGGCACUCUGGCGCUGCUGUCAGCAUCGUCGGAGAUGCAGGGAAGCCUGGUGCUGUGCGUGUCGGAUGGGAACCGGCUGCUGGGGGAAGAGCUGCGGAGCCUAGAGGAGCAGAAGGCCAACCUCGCGGAAGUCUUCCCUUUGGAGGGCUUGUACACGCGAGCAGAGGCAGCAAUGCAUGUGACGUUGAUGCACUGCUCCGCGGUCUCGGAAGGAUGGGGCGAGCUGGUGGAAUACGUGGAAGGCAUGCUGAGGAAGCAGCUGGUUGCGGCCAUUGGGAAAGAGGUGAGCCCAGCCCUCUUCGCAGCUUACAUGCGCUUCCACUACCGGAAGCUUUUCCGCGAGGAGUUCCAGCCCUCUCAGUUCUGCUUCGCCGUGCGCCGCUCCGAACGCCACAGCCCGGAGGGCACCAUCAGCAUCGAGGAGCAGACGCUGGGUCUGGACGAGGCCAGCAUCCGCACGCCGAUUGUCACCUUUGCAAACUGCAGCAGCACUCCGGUGUCUAUGUCGUUUCCGUUGAACGCAUCGACAAAAGUUGCGUUUGACGGGAAUGUUCAUCUACAUGGGUGGCUCUCGCACCGCUUCUCAGGCCAAUCGGGCGCAGAGGUGUUCCUGGCCUCCCGGGCUCGGCAGUUCAGUUCCUUCCUGGUCCUCGCUGGGCGCAUCACCUCUGCGACAACCUUUGACCCCUCCUACGCAGCCAUCGUGCAGAAUAAGGAUGAGCUGACUAUUCCACUGGAACUCUCGAUGAUUCCGACACCCAAGGAGUUCAAGGACGCGAUCAGCUCCUUGUCCCCGGAGAUGCAGUCCUUCGCCAAGUCCUUCCGCUCCAUGCAGCUGGAGAGCACCCUCUUUGGCGUGGUGGUGGUACAAAUCAAGCCGCAGUUGGAGAAGCUCUUAAACCUCGCGGAGGACAGCCUCACCAAGGAGAUCAAGCUGACGCAAGACCUCAUGGAGCUGUUUAUGAAGUAUCAGAUCCCAAGUGACCUGCUCUCCUUUGAUGAGGAGGCUUCAGGGGAUUUGAGGGGCCCCAAGCGCGUGGACGUUGUGAAGGGCCACGUGCAGGCCAUGACUGACAUGAUCAACGCGGAGAAGCAGGCGGAAGUGGAGGCCGCCAGACAGGCCGCGCUCUACGCAAAUCCUUUUCCCGG